AUGCGGCUUUCUUACCCGAGUGAGUGUACGUCCUCGUUCCCGUUGAACGAAAGCGUGUGUAACGACGAUGACGAUGAAGAAACAGUGGGCGCGUGUUCCGUAGCGGGGACCACAUCAGGCGAAGGGAGCGACAGUGAGGAACUGCAUGAUCAAAGCGCGAUCAUGAAAUGUCCAACAAUCAGAUCGAAACGACUCAAGACCGAGAUCCAACGCGAGCUGCAACGGUCGUACGACAGGAAGUUUCGAACUAACAAAAGGGCACGACGUAUUGCAGGAUGCAAGACGUUCAUCUCUGGAUUGCAAAAUUUCACGGUACUGAUGCACUUUAGACUAGCACGGACCGAGAAGGAGAUUAAUCUGCUUUGUCUCGCAAAGAAGAAUGGGAAUGGUAUUCCGACUGAAAGCAACGCACAGCAGCAGUUAAUCCGAAAUGACGGCGUGAUUCAAUGCAUUCACUCCUGCACAUUGAGUUGGAAACAAGAAAAGAGUGGCGAGUUGGGUAAGUAUUUCUUACGGGACCAAGCGAAAAAGAUUCAAAGUUAUGUGGAUAAAUUGGCUGAGCUCGGGGAGCAGUUGAGUAUAUUAACGGCUGAGCUGCGUUGGCGAGUAGAAGAGAAGACAGCAGGAGUAUGGGUGUAA
Messenger RNA from Peronospora belbahrii, 639 nucleotides. The record is from the annotation of a GenBank genome assembly. NCBI's taxonomy places the organism in Eukaryota, Oomycota, Peronosporomycetes, Peronosporales, Peronosporaceae.